This is a messenger RNA of Symbiodinium sp. CCMP2456, 1722 nucleotides long. NCBI's taxonomy places the organism in Eukaryota, Dinophyceae, Suessiales, Symbiodiniaceae. The record is from the annotation of a GenBank genome assembly.
AUGAGGCUUCAAUUCCGAAGCGCCGUGGAUGAACGAGGGCACCUUCGAAGUGAAGUGGAGGCCCUGCAAUCGGAACGCGAUGCCUUGGCAGCACAGGUGGAGCGUCUCGAGCUCGAACGUGUGCAAUUCGCUUCGGCACAAGACCUGGACAAGCAGGAGUUGGAAUCGACGGUGCAGUCUUUAGUCCGAGAGAUCAAGGCUUGCCAGACGGAAGCAUCGGCAGCCAAGGAUGAGGUGCAGCGCUUGAGCAAUGCACUAGACGCGGCCCAAUCCUUGUGUGAGCAUGCUGAGGCCCGAGCCGUUGCGGCAGAGGUAUCGAAGACGGAGGCAUGCUUGCGUCGUGUGUUCGAUCGCAUCUGCUCAGCAUCGCUUGGCCGAGAGCAGCGUGCGCUUCACUGUACGGCCAACAUCAUUUGGUUUGGACGGCCGUUGUCGGAGGUACAGCGACUCACCACAGACAUCGAGGCACUGAAAGCCAGCAGCAGCUUGGCGUUGCGCAGGGCCGAGAGAUGCGAUGCAGCGGAGGCUGAGGCAGCACGCCUCCAGGGCGAGGUCUGUCGCCUGCGUCAAGAGGAGCAACGACUCCGGCUGUUGGAAGAGCGCUUGAGCCAAGCGCAAGCUUGGGUUCACGACAAGGAAGCACUUGAGAAGCGUUUGGACCAGGCCCUCAGGAGGGCGGAUACGGCAGAGAAACAGGCGAAAUCCUUUGAAGACAAUGCAAAGUCCCUGGAGUUAAAGCUGCUCGCAGCCACUACAGAGCUGGAAGAGUCAAAUCUUGCUGUGCGAACGGGGCACGAAAGGGAACGAUCCCAAGAGGCAGAGCUCAGGAACGUCGAGAUGGCACGGGCCGAAACGGGGAGGAAGCUGGCAGAAACUCUGCAAGAACUUGCAGACCUUGAGACCAAGAGUGCAUCCUUCCGUCGGAAGGUAGAUGCUGACCUUUCGGAGGUUAAGCUGCAGCUUUCUGAGAGCUGUGCUCGGUGUGAUCGAGGCGCUGCCGAGCUCGAGGCUGAGCGAGGGAAGAGCCAGGAUGCAGUGAAGAAGCUCUCGUUCAUGGAGGAGCAGCUCGCGACCCGAGACGCCGAAGUCUGCGGCUUGCAGGAGCAGAGCGCCGGCUUGCGGCGGGACCUGGUGAAGGCGAGCGCGGCACGGGAGGCUGCAGAGCAGCAGAUGGCUCCGCUGGCCGCGGAAGCCGCCAGGGCCUGCAGGCUCAGGGAGGAGUCUGCUACGGCCGCCGCGGCGGCCCAGCAGGAGGCGACCUCCUGCCGCUUGGAGGCAGAAGCCACCCGCAUGGCGCACUACGAGCAGGUCUUCUGCAAGAUUGCAAAAGUCAUCUGUGCUCGUGUGAAGAAGGCGACACGAUGGGACUUCCUUGGGAACUUGCGAAUUGUCAAUUCUCUGGCAGGAGUUGGAGAGGCUGCAGACACUGCUCGCCUGGUGCUCUGUGUUGCUGAGCUUUACAGUGCAGACGAUGUGGCUGCAAUGUCCGCCGCGCAGAUGUACCUAAGGGGUCCCAGUCCACGCUCCCACAUUCGAGAUGAGCUGGCCUUCGUGCGCAAAGAGACUCGAAGCGGCUGCCCAGCCUUGCCUCCCGCCGUCACCCGACGCCUAGCUUCUCCGCGACUUCGCGACGCUCCGCUGGCUUUGCAGGGGCGGUCAAACUCCAGGUCACGCAGGCCGUCCAGCUUCGCCAGCACUGCUGCACCAGAUGAUGAGCUAUGA